Molecule: messenger RNA, 2787 nt
Organism: Pleurotus ostreatus (oyster mushroom)
Lineage: Eukaryota; Fungi; Basidiomycota; Agaricomycetes; Agaricales; Pleurotaceae
Exons: 1
Coding region: 1-2787 (928 amino acids)
Cellular component (GO): membrane
Molecular function (GO): calcium ion binding
Source: RefSeq, a predicted model, not a curated record
AUGAAAUUACUCUCACUCUCGUUUUUGGCCUGCGCGGCCGCCACAUUCGCCAAGGUUGUUGUGAACAUCCCGCCCAGCGAUCAACUACCCAAGAUAGCCAGGGUCGACAAACCAUAUACGUGGACUAUAUCCCCAAAGACGUUUACUUCCUCCAACGGCGAGCUCGAGGUCACCGCAAAAUCCUUACCUGGCUGGCUCAGCUUCGAUCCUAGUACUCGCACAUUCUCUGGAACGCCAGGCGCCGAUGACGAGGGCAAUCCGAAUAUUGUUCUCCUCGCUAAGGAUGGCUCCUCGUCAACUUCGGACGCGUUCACUAUCUGCGUUACGCCAUAUCCCCCGCCUACUCUGCGCACUCCCAUCUCUGAACAAUUCCGCGACGUCGCAGCUAAUUCUGCGUUAUCUUCUGUAUUCAGCCUGUCUCUGAAGUCUGCCUUAGCUACCUCAAAUCCCAACGUCAGAAUCCCGCCUUCUUGGUCUUUCAGCAUCGGUUUCCAGGAGACGACGUACGUGGCAGAAAACGCGUUCUUCUCUGAUGUUCUUGGCGUCGACGGUUCUCCCUUACCCUCUUGGAUGUGGUACAAUCGCAAGGCUAUGACUCUCAACGGCGUGACUCCCAAGGAAGCGAGCCUUCCGACUCCUUACACCUUGAACCUUGCCUUCUUUGCGUCCGACCAGGAAGGCUACUCCGCCCUAUCAACGCCAUUUGACAUCGUCGUUGCCCGUCACGAAUUAUCUCAAUCGGCGACUUCUCUUCCUACAAUGAAUUUCACCGCAGAUGCGUCAUUCUCAAUCAACUUGCAAUCCCCUUCGGACUUUAUGGGCCUACUAGUUGACGAUCAACCACUGCACCCUGGAAAUAUUUCGACAUUGGCAUUGGAUACCUCUUCGUGUCCCUGGCUCACAUACAAUGAAGUCAAUCGAUCGCUCAGUGGUACGCCGCCUAGUCAAGCACGCGAUUGCAAGCUCCCGGCAUCUGUCGCAACUACUUUCAACCAAACCAUACGGACUGAAGUAUCGAUAGCUGCUGUUCCUUCCUUCUUUAAAGCCUCGGCGCUUCCUCCUGUUCAGCUGAACGAAGACGGGUGUAUACACUUCAACUUGGCAGAGUUUUAUGCGAAGGAUGGCGAUGUCCAUGGUGAGGAUGCGGACGUCUCCAUGACCUGCGAUCCCUCAGCCCUCAGUAAUCAAUUCGGGUUUGACAAGGCCACGGGAGAAGUGUCCGGCUGUAUAUCCCGCGGCGCCAUCCAAGAUGUCAUGUCCUGCUCAUUUACUGCGUUUUCUCCUUUGACCCACUCCACUUCGCAUUCGACCUUGCCAAUUGCCCCACCGCCUUCUUUACACCACAAAGGCUCUGACAAUCUUCCUUCCCAGUUGUCGGCCGUCGCUCGCAAGAGGCUACACCUGGGGCUUGGUAUAACUUUCGGUAUGAUUGGUGGUAUGUGCUUGAUUGCAGCUGGCCUUGCCGCAUUCCGACACUGUGCUACUGUCCGCGAUUCCGCGCUCGACCUCGAGGCCAAUCAGAAAGCAUGGACUGAGAAAGAUAAGAAGUGGUACGGCAUCGAGAGCAUGAGGCGCAAGCCUUCGGACAACACAUCGGGCUACGGGAGUACUGAGGCUUUACCUCGAAACGGCCUCGACCUUCAGGAUAUUUUCCGGCCUCCGCCUGCUGUGGUUCGAGAUACACCUGGUUACGGCGAUUUAGGCCACGGUCCUGGUUUAAAACCACCUUCUGUUGCUGGAUCUAACGUCAUGAGCAAGCGCGAAUUCUUGACGAAGAUAAGAGACACCGUCCGGCAAGUUAGCGAUCAGUACCAAAGAAUUCUUCAAGGAGGCCCGGCUCGCCCCGUCAUCGGAAAGCCCAUCCUGACGACUCCUCCCGAGGCACACACCUCACCUGGGCCUAUGGACGAAUCCUUAAGCUAUACUCCAAGUGGAAUAGACUCCUCCCUCAACUCCCCCUCUUCGUCUAUUGCUGAUAGAUCGGUUCCUCGCCGCAGGGCUGAUUUUGCACCACCAAGGUCGCCUGACUCUGACGCCCUCUUGGAUGCCGGAGGAUCUCGCCCGGGCUCGUAUGGGUCAAGUGGUUCAUUGGCCUCGGCAGAGACGCACGCAGCCGAAGCUGUGGUGCAUACGGCGACCCGAGCAACGAGCAUACGCAGUGUCGGACUCGACACCCCUCAGCUCCCUCCAGCCACUCGGCCUCGCAUUGUACCCUUUACAAGCUCAACCCGUGUCCCGGUGCCGCGCAUCCCAACUGGAUCGGGUAAGGAAGGCGGAAAGAGCAGACGGAUUCCAAGUCAGAAAGCCCAGAUAGUCCACGAUACCGAGAAGAGUGGUAGCGGUGAUGACCUCAGCCUUGGGAUCCACUAUGUUCGUGCUUUGGGCGCCGAUCAGCGGACCGUCGGGACCAAUGCCUCUAUGCCAACGGUGUCCACGAAUGCCAGAUCCUCGUUCUCUUCACUCGAGUCAUCGCACUAUGACCAUUCUGGGCCAUCAAUGCAGAGAAUGCUCGUGCGAGCGGAGCAGAAAUUCCAUUUCAGAGUUCCCGUUUUCCUAGAGGAUUCACCUACCACGUAUCUGCAACCACGUAGUCUGACUGCGAGGCUCGCAUCAGGCCUCCCUCUGCCGAAGUUCUUGCGCGCUGAUUUAAGAGGGAAACAACAAGGAAGCAUCGAGUUCUACGGCACACCUGGACCGGAUGAUAUUGCCGAUUACGACGUUGAGAUCUACUCCGGAGAAGAUAAAUGUGUCGCACGAGUGGCUGUAGAGGUCGUCGCCAGAGGGUAA